AUGGCGUCCAGACGACUGUUUGGAGGUACCUGGACCUGGGCUGGCUGGCGGCCUCGGGAGCUCCCGGACCCCUCCGCGCUCUGGAGGCUUCUAGUUCGGGAUUAUGCCAGAAAACCAGUCAUGAAGGGCGGCAAAGGCGCAGUCAGCGAGGCUCUGAAGGACCCGGAAGUGUGCACAGACCCCGUCCGGCUCACCACGCACGCCAUGGGUGUCAACAUCUACAAGGAGGGCCAGGAUGUGGUCUUGAAGCCAGACGCUGAGUACCCCGAGUGGCUGUUCCAGAUGAACGUGGGCCCCCCCAAGAAGCUGGAGGAGCUGGACCCUGAGUCCCGCGAAUACUGGCGGCUGCUGCGGAAACAGAACAUCUGGCGCCACAACCGGCUGAGCAAGAACAAGAAGUUCUAG
This is a messenger RNA of Orycteropus afer afer, 405 nucleotides long. It is a transcript of the gene MRPL54, whose product is annotated as mitochondrial ribosomal protein L54. The record is from RefSeq and is a predicted model, not a curated record. Gene Ontology annotation, cellular component: mitochondrial large ribosomal subunit. The transcript has 3 exons. The coding region runs from base 1 to 405 and encodes 134 amino acids. Gene Ontology annotation, molecular function: structural constituent of ribosome. Lineage: Eukaryota; Metazoa; Chordata; Mammalia; Tubulidentata; Orycteropodidae.